Molecule: messenger RNA, 482 nt
Organism: Microplitis demolitor
Lineage: Eukaryota; Metazoa; Arthropoda; Insecta; Hymenoptera; Braconidae
Gene: SNRPG
Product: probable small nuclear ribonucleoprotein G
Exons: 4
Coding region: 123-353 (76 amino acids)
Biological process (GO): mRNA splicing, via spliceosome; spliceosomal snRNP assembly
Cellular component (GO): U1 snRNP; precatalytic spliceosome; SMN-Sm protein complex
Molecular function (GO): RNA binding
Source: RefSeq, a predicted model, not a curated record
UUUAUGUGUGUACACAUUCGUUUAUAUACAAAAUUCGUAAUCGUAUUCGACGUAAUUGGACGUUUUGAAAAAAUUUUAAGCAAUACAUCUUGUUGUUAAUUUAAUAAAUACAAAAAAAAACAAUGAGUAAAGCACAUCCACCAGAAUUAAAAAAAUACAUGGAUAAGAAAUUAUCACUUAAGUUGAACGGUGGGAGACACGUGAUUGGGAUACUUCGCGGUUUUGAUCCAUUUAUGAAUAUGGUGAUAGAUGAAAGUAUAGAAGAAUGCAAGGAUGGGUCUAAAAAUAAUAUUGGCAUGGUGGUGAUUCGAGGAAACAGUGUCAUUAUGCUCGAAGCCCUAGAUCGAAUAUAAAAUUUAAUUUAAGAUGCGAACACUUGUACCAAAAGAUUUGAAGAACUGUAUAAAUUCAAUUACCCGUUUCUUAUAUCAAUAAUUUUGUACAUCAAUUGAGGAAGGAAAUUAAAAUGUUUAAUUACUGGA